Molecule: messenger RNA, 891 nt
Organism: Paracoccidioides brasiliensis Pb18
Exons: 3
Coding region: 1-891 (296 amino acids)
Source: RefSeq, a predicted model, not a curated record
AUGGCUACCUUCACGUACGAUAUCACCUCCCCUGGACCUGCCAACCGUUCUCCCUCACCUCGGCUGCACAUGGAGCACCUCCUGUGGGCGUACACUCCUGAUCCUCAGUCAGACGAAGUGCACCAGCACCUCCUUCCAAUGCCCAUGCCCAUGCCCGUGCCCCUCUUCUCUGCGUCCGGUGACCUCUCUAAGGAUGCAGCAAUCAAUGUUCCCCCACCGUCACUACAACUGUCGGAUUUCUCCGACGACCCCAUCGAGGAGGCUCACCCAAGCCUGAGUGAUGUUGCUGAUGACCCACCCAAUCAACGAGAGCCAACACUUCCCCUGGCCCCAGAAGAUGGCAAAGGCAACACAUCGAAGGAGCCGUUGACCUCCGAUGAUUCCAUCGAGGCUGACCCACGCCCGGGCGAGGAACAUCACAUCCAAGCCCACCGAUCAGAGCAAGUUAAACCCCUGGUGUCCGACCGUUGGGAUGCGUUGAGGGAGCUGGAUAAGCGGGAAUACAUUAUCUUGCCCCUUUCUCAAGUGAAGAUACUGAAGCUGGUCUAUGAGCGAGACGGGGAUGAGAUGUACCAGAUAGUAGGAUGGACAGAUUUACAAGAAACAUGGGGCACGCAAGAAAAGCCUUGGAAGUACUCAGGUUCUGCUGAAGACCCAAUCAUCAUUGAUGAACCAAUGAUUCCCACCAGCUUGCCUUGUGGUUCUGAUCGGUUUAUCGCCAUUCCAUCCCUUCGACGGAAUAUAGAGAGUGUUCCAGGGGGUUUUGAGGUGUAUGCCGAUAUGACAUUGGACGAUUUGCAGGAGCAUGGAGGGUUGGAACUGCUGCCAGCUUAUUACUCCUGGAAGAACAGCCGUCGUCAAACAAGGUCACGUGGAUUACGUCAGCAUUGA